AUGGCUGCCACCGACACCAUCCUCCAGGGCGUCUCGGUCAACGGCAAGGUUGGCGAGACUCACCGCAAGAUCCUGACGCCCCCGGCGCUUGCGUUCCUUGCCCUCCUGCACCGCUCCUUCAACGGCACCCGCAAGCAGCUGCUGGAGCGUCGCAAGAUCCGCCAGGCCGAGAUUGACCGCGGCGUCUUGCCCGACUUCCUGCCCGAGACGAAGCACAUUCGUGAGAAUCCGACCUGGAAGGGAGCGCCGCCGGCGCCGGGCCUGGUUGAUCGCCGCGUCGAGAUUACCGGGCCUACCGACCGGAAGAUGGUUGUGAAUGCCUUGAAUGCCGAUGUGUAUACGUAUAUGGCUGAUUUUGAGGACUCCAGCGCCCCGACAUGGGAAAACAUGAUCAAUGGCCAGGUCAACCUGUACGACGCCAACCGCCGCCAGGUCGACUUCAAGCAGGGCCAGAAGGAGUACAAGCUCCGCACCGACAGGAAGCUGCCGACGCUCAUCGUGCGCCCUCGCGGCUGGCACCUCGACGAGAAGCACGUCACCGUCGACGGCGAGCCCGUCUCGGGCGGCCUCUUCGACUUUGGCCUGUACUUCUUCCACAAUGCCGUCGAGCUGCAGCGCCGCGGCUACGGCCCGUACUUUUACCUGCCCAAGAUGGAGAGCCACCUCGAGGCGCGCCUCUGGAACGACGUCUUCAACCUGGCCCAGGACUACAUCGGCAUGCCGCGCGGCACCAUCCGCGGCACCGUGCUCAUCGAGACCAUCCUGGCCGCCUUUGAGAUGGACGAGAUCAUCUACGAGCUGCGCGACCACAGCUCCGGCCUCAACUGCGGCCGCUGGGACUACAUCUUCAGCACCAUCAAGAAGUUCCGCCAGAACCCCAACUUUGUCCUGCCCGACCGCUCGUGCGUCACCAUGACGGUGCCCUUCAUGGACGCCUACGUCAAGCUGCUCAUCCAGACCUGCCACAGGCGCGGCGUCCACGCCAUGGGCGGCAUGGCCGCCCAGAUCCCCAUCAAGGACGACAAGCAGGCCAACGACGCGGCCAUGGAAAACGUCCGCGCCGACAAGCUGCGCGAGGUCCGCGCCGGCCACGACGGCACCUGGGUCGCCCACCCGGCCCUGGCCUCCAUCGCCACCGACGUCUUCAACAAGCACAUGCCCACCCCGAACCAGCUGUUUGUGCGCCGCGAGGACGUCCACAUUGGCCAGAACGACCUCCUCAACAUGAACGUCCCCGGCAGCGUCACCGAGGACGGCAUCCGCAAGAACCUCAACAUUGGCCUGGGCUACAUGGAGGCCUGGAUCCGCGGCGUAGGCUGCGUGCCCAUCAACUACCUGAUGGAGGACGCCGCCACCGCCGAAGUCUCCCGCUCCCAGGUCUGGCAGUGGGUGAGGCACGGCGUCUCAACCGCCGAGGGCAAGCGCAUCGACAAGGCCUACGCCCUCAAGCUCCUCAAGGAGCAGGCCGACCAGCUGGCCUCCAAGGCCGGCAAGGGCAACAAGUACCACCUUGCCGCCCAGUACUUUGCCGGCCAAGUCACUGGCGAAGACUACGCCGACUUUUUGACAACGUUGCUCUACAAUGAGAUUACGCAGGUUGGCACCCCUAGCCCUGCUUCUAAGCUGUAA
Molecule: messenger RNA, 1629 nt
Organism: Metarhizium acridum CQMa 102
Lineage: Eukaryota; Fungi; Ascomycota; Sordariomycetes; Hypocreales; Clavicipitaceae
Product: Malate synthase, glyoxysomal
Biological process (GO): glyoxylate cycle
Cellular component (GO): cytoplasm; peroxisomal matrix
Molecular function (GO): malate synthase activity
Source: RefSeq, a predicted model, not a curated record